Messenger RNA from Colossoma macropomum (tambaqui), 4464 nucleotides. It is a transcript of the gene vwa5b2, whose product is annotated as von Willebrand factor A domain containing 5B2. NCBI's taxonomy places the organism in Eukaryota, Metazoa, Chordata, Actinopteri, Characiformes, Serrasalmidae. The transcript has 22 exons. The record is from RefSeq and is a predicted model, not a curated record. Bases 98 to 4081 code for a protein of 1327 amino acids.
GCGCGCGGUGGCGAGGAGUGACCGCAGCAGAGAGCACAGAAACCUGUAACACGCUGGCUGCGCUGCUCCGUCGCAAGAGAGACAGCUCAUCAAGAGGAUGCCGGGUUUGAGGAACCGUGCCACAUGGGCUCCACUUUUGCUGAAGAGCUCCCGCAUCACUUCCUGUGCCAACGGCUGUUCACUGGGCAUCACAGCACACCUGACAUAUGCUAACACUGAAUCUGAACCUGUGGAGGGGGUGUUUUUGUAUCCGCUGGGGGAGCGGGAAGUGGUGGUGGGGUUCGAGGCGCUGGUCUCUGGCAGACUGCUGAGUGUGGAGCUGCAGAGUCGGGGGAAGCUGGAUGACUGCUGUCUGGACUGCUGUCCAGGAUCAGCCUUCAACAACCAAUGUGGGCACGGCAAGGAGUGGACCUGCUGUGGGGGAAACAGCCUGGACAUACAGUGCUCUAAUGGUCACCUCCUGCUGGAUGAGGAUCUGGAGCGGACCACCUUCAUCAUAGGCACAGGACUCAUCGCUCCUAUGGAGAUGGUGUCAGUGGUCAUCAGCACCACCCUGGAGCUCCCCACAUUAGAGAAUGGCACGAUCCACCUGGUCUACCCUACAGUGCUCACUCCUAUAGUCAGAGCCAGGAUGCAACCAACCAAAAGUGAAAAUGGAGGAAGAUCAGAGGAGACGAAUGCAACCAGGUGUUUUGGAGGUGUGUCUGGUAAGCAGGAGAAGCUGCUGGAGGUUAAUGAACAGUGUGCACAUGCUCUGUUCUCCAGCCCUGCAACCAACCUCGCCCCAUAUGAGCUCAACUUCCAGCUGCUGGUCCGUGGGGCAUGUCUACUAGCAGGUCUAGAGAGCCCAACCCAUGCGCUGCGUGCAGAUGCGGACCCCAGCGCUCAGUCAGCCUCCGCCACCUACAUCACUCUGGCUGAGGAUCACCCAUACGACCGACAUCUGGAGAUCAUACUGCACCUGAGCGAGCCUCAUAGUCCACUGGUUAUCCUGGAGAGGGGCCGACUAACCUUCAGUCAGUACGAGCAGCAGAUUAGUGCCCGCCGUGAUUUCAUUCGCUGUGUCCGCAAGGAAGCAGAGCCUGAGAAGAAACUGGAGUUUAUGAGAAAGCGUUAUCAUAAGGAUGUACUGAGUAACCCGGUGCUGAUGCUGAACUUCUGUCCUGACCUUUUGUCCGAGCCGCUGGAGCUGCAGCAGGCCAGCAGAGAGCUGCUGUUUCUCAUCGACCGUGGCGCCAAUGUCACACAGCACACAAUCAACAAGAUCAAGGAAGGUAUGCUGGUGGCCAUUAAGAGCCUUCCUCAUGGUACCACACUAAACGUUGUGGGCUUUGGCUCCUCUGUAAAGCCUCUCUUUGCCUCCAGCAAGCCCUGCACUGAUAGCACUCUGGCCCAGGUGUUAGAUUAUAUCCAGAGGCUGCGUGCAGAUCAGGGUGCCACCAACCUGUUGGGGGCACUGUCCUGGGUCUACCGCCAGCCUGUCCAUCGCAGCUGCCCUCGGCAGCUCUUCAUCCUGACUGAUGGCUCAUUGGGCAGCGUGGGUCGAGCACUGGAGCUGGUCAGGAGGAACACCUGUAAUGCCAGGUGUUUUGGGCUGGGUCUCGGGCCACGGGCCUGCAGAAGGCUCCUUCAGGGGAUUGCCAAGGUGACGGGAGGAAACGCAGAGUUCCUCUGUGAAGAAGAGAGACUGCAGCCAAAGCUAAUAAAGUGUCUGAAGAAAGCUCUGGAGCCAGCACUGACAGAUGUGCGCAUUGACUGGUAUGUGCCGGACAACAUGGAGGCUCUGCUUUCGCCCAAUGAGAUCCCGCCACUCUACCCAGGGAAUCGCCUGAUUGGCUACUGCACUCUCUACGAUGUUUCUGCAUUCAAAGUGAAGAAGAAUGAAGUGAAGAGUCAUGGAUACAGGCCUGUCCCACGAGGCUCUGUGGGGUCAGUGUUUGAGCUGUCCCCUGGAUCGUCCGAGCUGCUGCAGCCCUUGGUGCCAGCGAGCGAGCGAGAGGCAGCAGAGGAGGGAGAGAUUGAGGAUGCACUGAGAGAAGUUUCACGAGAAAUUUCCUCCGAGUUCUCCUGUGCUCCAGCUACGGACAACACCAGCAACUCAGUCACUGAUCAGGACUAUGUGGUGAGCGAUGUGCGCUGGCGGAUGGAGCAGGCAUCAUAUGUGCAGGAGCAGUACAUGCUGACCCGCUGCUCUCUGGGCAGUGAGAGGGGGCUAGCCUCUUUCUCUCCUCCAUCAGAGGGCCUCUCUUUGGGCAUGGACACUGGCUCACUCCCACAGGGCCUGGAGAGGGUGCAGCCACAGGGGAGGGGGCUCUCACGCUGGGAAUCACCAUGGCAACAGAACACCGCCUCCUCUGCGGAUCCAGAAUCUGGGAAGGGAGUCCGGCUGUCAGAUCGAGAGGAGUGUGUGCGCAGGCAGAAGGCUCUAGCACGCUGUGCUCUGGCCAGCCGCAGUUUCUCGUCCCCACAGGGUGACCUGGACAUGCACCGCCUGCGGAGGGCGCUGGAGAGAGUAUCCUUCGAGCAGACUGUUGGAGGCAGACUGGAUGAGAACGACACAGAGACACACAACACACCUCAAGCUCUGUCUCUUACAGACUCCAAUGGUCUCCUGUUUCCCGCCUCUCCGCUGGACUGGGACAGUUUCACUGAUCCUGAGGCUCUUUUUGCGCCUGCCCCUGCAGGUGACUCUCAGGCUGGUCAGGCCUCGUGUCGCUCUGUCAUCCACGGCCUGCUGGGUGCCCGGCCUGUGUCCUGGGAGGUCACCGUGGACCUGUCUAUGCUGUGGGCCACUGAGAGCCCUCCAAGAGGCCCCUGGGAUGAAAUCAUCCACCAACUCACUGCCCGCUCCGUCAUCAGAGACUUUGAGAACAUGGCUGAGAAAGAGACAGACAUAGAACAUGGGUCGUCGAAGCGAUAUCGUAUGAAGGCCAUCCAGACCAGCAAAAGCUGUGGGAUCAUCUGCAUGUACACUGCCUUUACUACUACUGACACCAGUCCCAGCAAAACAUUGUCAGAAGCCACAGACAGUCGACACACAGGUGUGCGUUUUGGGAGCAGGCGCAGUACCAGCAGCAGGAGACAGAGGGCGUACUCUGUAGGGCUUGGGCGCAGACCAUCAAGCAGGGACAGUGAGGAGAUAGAUGACAUUCACACCUCCACAGACAGAGACGACACUCCAGCUUCUCCACGCAGCCUGGCAUCUUGGGACAGCAGUGUUGGUGGGAAUGUGUAUCCUGGCAGUCCUUCUGCUGCCUCGUCCCGUUCUCAACGGUCCAUCGAGAGCAGAUCUGUCGAGAGCUUCUUCAGCACCAGGUUUAACCUUGGCAGACUCAGGUCCAGCCACAGCUCAGGAAGGCAAACUCCUCUCAAACCACAGUGCCUGUCUGCUGAAUCAGACACAUAUACAGACUCCAUAUCACCUGACUAUCUGCCUCUGGUGCGUCUGCAGUUGGCCUCAGGUGCGUUCCUGUUGUGUGAGUCAUUCUCAGAGUGCAUUCACAUUCCUCUGGAUCGUCUAAAGAGGGCAUCUCCUUACCUGAGUCACCGCAGCAGCCUGAGCCCACCAUACCGCUGCAUCUCACCUCCUGGCACCCGCCCCAUUGCCCCCUACAGGCCAGUGGACCACACUAGCACCCACCCACCUCGCGCAAGCCUACGCCGUUACUAUGAUAAUGAGCCGCUCACCGUUUUUUCUGACCCAGAGGAGGGGUCUCCAGAACCAGUGGGAGGUGUCCUGCAGGCAGAUAGUGGGCGUGGCUCUGAGACAGACAUGUUUGAGGGCUCUCCACUGGAGGGGGUGGACCCUCAUGGGGAAGAGCUGGCCCAGCUAGAUGUAGAAAGCUCCAGCUGGGCUACAGCAGUGGCUCUGGCCUGGCUGGAGCACCACUGUGCUGGCUUCUUCGUGGAAUGGGAGCUAGUGGCUGCCAAGGCUGAUUUUUGGCUCAAGUGUCAGUCACUGCCAGAGGGCGUGGACCUGCCAGGGCUCAGGGCGGCUGCAAGACAACUGUUCCUAUUGCUGCGCCACUGGGAUGAGAAUCUGCAACUUAACAUGCUCUGUUACAAUCCAAACAACAUGUGACAGAAACUUCCAACUUAGUGUGCUCUGCUAGAACCCAAAUGUGAUGGAAACACUAACUCAACAUCCUGCUGGAACCCAGGUAUGUGGCAGAACCUCCAACACCACAUGGUCUGCUAGAAACCAAGCAAAUAAGAUGGAACCACUAACUCCACAUGGUCUGCUAGAACCCAAACAACAUAUGAUGGAAUCUCCUACUCCACAUACUCUCCAAGACCCCAAACAAUAUAUGACAAAACCUCCAACUCCCCAUGCACUGCUAGAAUCCAAACACCACAUGAUAGAACCUUCAACUCUGCAUGCUCUGCUAGAAACCAAACAGCAUAUGAGAGGACCUUGAACACUACAAGAUCUGCUAGAACCCAAACAACUAUGGGAAACUCCAA